AUGGCAAACACCACCGAGAUCACCAUCAAGAAAACUCUGAUCUUGAACAUCAGCGGCAAUCACAUCGAGGAACGAAUAACGGACAUCAUGAACGGGAUUCCAAUGGGCAGCAGCAGGGACCGCAAAACCCGGGACAAGCACCACCGGGACAGCGUCCUUCUCAGGGACCACAUAAACCAGGACAAGGACCUUCAGAACAGCGUCCUCUUCAAGGACCACAUAAACCAGGACAAGGGUCACAAGGAGAACGUCCUCCUCAGGGAUCGCAGAAUCCGGGGCAAGGACCGCAAGAACAACGUCCUCCUCAGGAUUCGCAGAACCCAGGACAAGGACCACCAGGACAGCAGCCUCAGGAUCUACAGAACUCUGGACAAAGUCCUCCUCAGGGACCACAGAAUCCAGGACAAGGACCACAGAAUCCAGGACAAGGAGAACGUCCUCCUCAGGGACCACAGAAACCGGGACAAGGACCACAUGGACAACGUCCUCCUCAAGGAUCACAGAACCCAGGACAAAGACCACAAGGGCAACGUCCUCCUCAAGGACCACAGAAUCCAGCACAAGAAUCACAAGGAGAACGUCCUGCUCAGGGACCACAGAACCCGGGACAAGGACCGCAAGGACAAAGUUCUCCUCAGGGACCACAGAACCCAGGGCAAGGAUCACAGCGACAACGUCCUUCUCAAGGACCACAGAAUCCAGGGCCAGGAUCACCGGAACAGCGUCCGCCUCAGAAACCACAGAACCCAGGACAAGGACCACAGGGACAACGUCCUCCUCAGCGACCACAGAAUCCGGGACAAGGACCGCAAGGACAAAGUUCUCCUCAGGGACCACAGAAACCAGGACAAGGACCACAAGGGCAUCGUCCUCCUCAGGAACCACAGAAUCCAGGACAAGAUAGCGAACCAGAACAGGGUGCCCCACCAACUGCUGGAUCAGAUCCAAGAGUUGUAAAUAUCAGCAUAAACAUCGUUCAAUAAAACCUGACAAAAGAAUGUUUGUGCCGGCACAGUACGGCAUCUUUUAUAACGAU
This is a messenger RNA of Aedes albopictus (Asian tiger mosquito), 1036 nucleotides long. RefSeq lists its product as uncharacterized. The record is from RefSeq and is a predicted model, not a curated record. The coding region runs from base 1 to 957 and encodes 318 amino acids. NCBI's taxonomy places the organism in Eukaryota, Metazoa, Arthropoda, Insecta, Diptera, Culicidae. The transcript has 2 exons.